Molecule: messenger RNA, 951 nt
Organism: Acomys russatus (golden spiny mouse)
Lineage: Eukaryota; Metazoa; Chordata; Mammalia; Rodentia; Muridae
Product: vomeronasal type-1 receptor 4-like
Exons: 1
Coding region: 1-951 (316 amino acids)
Biological process (GO): G protein-coupled receptor signaling pathway
Cellular component (GO): membrane
Molecular function (GO): pheromone receptor activity
Source: RefSeq, a predicted model, not a curated record
AUGUUGUUGAAUUUGUUUAUCUCAGGUGAAAAGAACAUGAUUUCUGAGAACCUGCCAAUAAGGAUUUUGUUCUUUUCUCAGACAGCUGUGGGGAUCCUCGGCAACUGGUCACUUCUUCUUCGUUAUGUCAUGUCCAUAUUCACUAGACAAAGUUUGAUGCCCAAAGACCAGAUCUUAAAGUAUCUGACUUUAGCCAAUUCCUUGGUUAUCAUCUCAAGAGUAAUUCCUCACAUAAUGGUACAGCUGGGAUUGCGACAUCUCCUGGAUGACCUUUUAUGUAAACUCAGUCUCUAUAGUAACCGAGUGUCCAGGGGUGUUUCCUUGCACUGUACCUGCCUCUUGAGUUGUCUACAAGCAAUCACAAUCAGCCUCAGCAACUCCAGGUGGAUCCAGCUUACACACUCCUUCUCCAAGUACAUGGUUCAGUUCUGCUCUCUCAGUUGGUUUGCGCACCUGCUUCUAAACAUCAGGACAGCUAUGGAUGUGGUUGGACCCGGUGAUAACAAGAAUUUCACUGGGAAAAUCAAGCUGGGGUACUGCUCAGCAUUCACUUUUUUUAGUGCGACAGCUGCGCUACAUCUGUACUUGCUGUGUUUCACUGAUUGUCUGUGUUUGAGUCUCAUGGUCUGGGCCAGUGUCUCCAUGGUGAGCUUUCUCAACAGACAUAAGAGUCAGCUACAGUAUUUACACAGUGCCCAGCACUGCCUCAGAGGCUCCCCUGAAAACAGAGCCACAAAAACCAUCUUGAUCCUUGUGUGCACCUUUGUCCUCUCCUACUCAAUGUCCUUCGUGCUAGCUAUCUACACUGUGGUAAUUGGCAAUCCAAGGCUGUGGGUAAUAAAUAUAUUUACAUUCUUAGACACGUGCUUUCCCACACUUUGCCCCUUCAUUCUUAUCUGUAACACCAAAUCUGCUGCCAAUAAUUAUUUUCCCUGCUGUAGCAGAAGGUAG